This is a messenger RNA of Hymenoscyphus albidus, 1083 nucleotides long. The record is from the annotation of a GenBank genome assembly. Lineage: Eukaryota; Fungi; Ascomycota; Leotiomycetes; Helotiales; Helotiaceae.
AGUGAACCCUUCACACCGAAUCUUGACAAUAGUCUCUCCUACUCUUCAGCUCCAAUUCCACUCGCAAAUUUUACACCGAUGAACAGACACCGGUAACAUUGCCCAUCUGCUGUUUUCCAGCACUUUAGUACGCAUCAUCCCCUUUCGAAUCGAAUAGCCUCGGUUUACUUGACCUUUGGAACAAGAUGUCGACAAUUGAAGGAGCCAAGGUAUGUUCUCGCCACAAUACCAUAUACAUGGCAUAUACUGAUUGUAACAUCCGUAGAAAGCACUCGAAAGCAUAAUCCUCAACCCCAAAUACGCAGACUACCUCGCCGUCGUAAAAGCCGCCCGCAAUGGUGCGGUCUACGGGGCGAAAGUCCGCUUUCCACAUGCGCUUGUGUAUAUCUUCCCCUUACCCCCUCCUAUUCCAUAUCACUAACACUUUUGUAGCAUGAUUUUCCUCUUUCGCUCAGGUACCGUCAAAGAAAAAGCCGCUCUUAUAUUAAAGGCUACGCGCACGCAUGCCCAGAACCUGGCCAAGUACGCGACGGUGUAUAAAUUGACGAUGUUGGCAUUGAAACAUAUGGGCUCGGAGCCGGGGAAGGAAGGGCCUUUUGAUACUUUUUUUGCGGGACUGCUGGGGGGUUAUCUGAUUUUUGGACGGAGGAGUAAGAAAGGGCAUGUUAGUAGUGUUAGUAAACAGAUUGUGAUUUUUGGUAUGUUCCCGUUUCCUUGUCCCUCCAAUACACCAUAUUCCAUAUCCGUAUCUAAACCUCACCCUAUUCUCCCCUCCUCCCCCUCCAAAGAAGAAAACAUGGCUAACUUGUUUGUAAUUAUUCAGUGUUCGCAAGAGUCUGCCUCUCGCUCGCAAAACUCUCCGUCGAUCCCCGCGCGAAGAUAAUCAAAGACCCCCAUUUAUCAAAGCGAAUCUCCCACGACGCAUGGCCCGUCUUCGCGGCGAUGAGUUGGGGUAUGGUCAUGUGGCUGUUCAGAUGGUAUCCCGAUACGGUGCAGAGUGGGCUGAGGAGUAGUAUGGAUUAUAUCUAUGUGCAGAGUGAUACGUGGGAUUCGUUGAGGAAUUUUAUUGUGCAUAAUAAAUAG